Molecule: messenger RNA, 5807 nt
Organism: Acipenser ruthenus (sterlet)
Lineage: Eukaryota; Metazoa; Chordata; Actinopteri; Acipenseriformes; Acipenseridae
Product: serine/threonine-protein kinase 24
Exons: 11
Coding region: 763-2064 (433 amino acids)
Biological process (GO): protein phosphorylation
Molecular function (GO): ATP binding; protein kinase activity
Source: RefSeq, a predicted model, not a curated record
AGGACAGAUCUGUUGAGCUGCGGUUGAGCAACAGCCGUAGGAUGGGCGAGGGAGGGAGCGAGCGAGUCGGAGAGUCGGGCUCCCCCUGCAUGUAGAGUUGUGUUACUGAGUGUUGAUCCGCCCUGAUGUCACAGUGACAGCGCUAACAAGAUGGCGAAGGGCACUGGAGCAAAGUGAGGAGGACAAGACAAUAAUAUUAUAAUAAUAACAACACAGACCGACAUUCGUUAGCAUUGCUGUGGGUUAACGACGCACAGGUACUGCAUCAGCCAGGCGCUGGGUACAACUGAGCAAAUGCACCCUGGCUUGUACGAGAUAAAUCAGCGGAAAAUUGUAAACUAACCAAGGAAAAAGCCAGCGUUCCCUGCCUAAAAAAAAUGUCAAGCAACCUCAAGCCAUAAGCGCAUACGUUUUUAUUUUAAACUUGCAGGACUGUAAUGAGUAUGCGUUGAUUUAAACCGGCGUACAUUUGUUUUUAUUUUGUUUUUGCAGAGGUGAAUGUUUUGAUCAGAGUCCAAAAAGGAAAGGAACCUUACACACAGUGCAACUGCAAGUGUAAACCAGAUCUGGGCUGCUUAGUUGAAGACUGGGCACAAUCUUGACUGAUUUAUCAUUUAACUGUUGUGGGCAUCUUGAUUUUGGGAGGAUCUGUUCUGGAAAUCGAGGAGAACAGGAUAUACCGAAAAUAAUUUUAAAGGAACGAGAUUGGGGAUUUGUAUAGUCUGUUUUAUUUUGUAUUUCUAAUUUAAAUUGCCCGACGCCAUGGCUCACUCCCCUGUGCAGUCAGGCCUGCCUGGGAUGCAGAAUUUAAAAGCAGAUCCAGAGGAACUGUUCACCAAACUGGAGAAGAUUGGCAAGGGCUCCUUUGGGGAAGUUUUUAAAGGCAUUGACAAUCGGACUCAGAAAGUAGUGGCUAUAAAAACUAUUGACCUGGAAGAAGCCGAAGAUGAAAUAGAAGACGUUCAGCAGGAAAUAACAGUACUAAGCCAGUGCGAUAGCCCCUAUGUAACCAAGUACUACGGAUCUUAUUUAAAGGACACAAAAUUAUGGAUAAUAAUGGAGUAUUUAGGUGGAGGAUCGGCUCUGGAUCUGCUAGAGCCAGGUGCUUUGGAUGAAACUCAAAUUGCCACUAUACUCCGAGAAAUAUUAAAAGGACUUGAAUACCUACAUUCAGAAAAGAAAAUCCACAGAGAUAUUAAAGCUGCCAAUGUCUUAUUGUCGGAGCAGGGCGAUGUUAAAUUAGCAGAUUUUGGUGUUGCGGGACAGCUAACGGACACACAGAUAAAGAGGAAUACAUUUGUAGGCACGCCCUUCUGGAUGGCUCCUGAAGUAAUAAAGCAGUCCGCUUACGAUUCCAAGGCAGACAUGUGGUCAUUAGGAAUAACAGCGAUUGAACUGGCAAAAGGGGAACCCCCUCAUUCAGAACUGCACCCAAUGAAGGUUUUAUUCCUAAUCCCAAAGAACAACCCACCUACACUGGAAGGAAACUACAGCAAACCUCUUAAAGAAUUCAUAGAGGCCUGCUUGAACAAAGAGCCCAGUUUUAGACCGACAGCAAAAGAGCUCUUGAAGCACAAAUUUAUUGUACGACAUGCCAAGAAAACGUCCUACUUAACAGAGCUGAUCGACCGGUACAAGAGGUGGAAAGCCGAACAGUCCCACGAUGAUUCGAGCUCAGACGAGUCGGAUUCAGAACAAGAUGGUCAGGCAUCUGGCGGAAACGACCCUGGUGACUGGAUCUUUAACACAAUUAGGGAGAAAAAGGAUCCCAAGAAACUGCAGAAUGGAGCAGCCCAUCUGGAGGAGUUUGAAAGGAACAAGGUACAAGACAUUCCAAAGAGGCCUUUGUCACAGAGCUUGUCUACGAUUAUUUCUCCAUUGUUUGCUGAGCUGAAAGAGAAAAAUGAAGCCAGUAGCGGUAAACCAGGAGCGGUAGAAGAGUUGCGGGAGGCUAUUUUCCUAGCAGAGGAAGCAUCUCCAGGAAUCUCUGACUCUAUGAUAUCUGAACUAGUACAGAGACUUCAAAGAUUCUCAUUUAGUGGAGCAUCGUCUUCAUCCCAGUGAUGGCUCCCUGACUUGGACAUGAAGAGGUGCUCCCAUAUACUGAAAUAGCACACAUGCCACAGUGAAGAGGCACUCUCUCCUUCAGGGGGACAUUCUCCAGUGAGCAACAGCCAAGAUGAAGUCUCUCAGAAGGGCCGUCAUUCUUCAGCUGCUUAAAGCAAAAGAUUCUUCUGUUUUUAUAUUUAAUUAUUGUCGUAGUGCACAUAUUCAAGAAAAGAGCAGGUAGGGAGGAAGGUGGGUGAAAGAUGUGUAUGGAAGGAGAGAUUGAUUUGCCUCCCUCCUUUUGAUAUUUCCAGGUAAUCACUUCCAGUCAGUCUUUGCAAGAAAGCAGGUAAUUGCAACUGGAUUGUUGGCCAAUUAUUUAUGACUGGACAAAGUAACCCUACCAAGAUUUAACUGUAAUAUAUUCUGAUAAUGAAAAAGUGUUCGCCAUUGGCCCCAGACUUUUGAAGAUAAGUCCUUGUGCUUGUACUCCCUCAGAGGCAAGAUCAGUUGGUGAACCAGCUAACCCAUUUCUGAGUUGUGAUAAUCCACAGAAAACCUAGCAACAGAAACCACAGAAAACUUAGCAAUCUGGUUCCUGCUGCUUGAAACCAUUUGACUGCUGGAAGUGUCUGGAAUUUCUACAGGGUGUGUCUUUUGUGUUAAAAUACUCAAUUGUAUAUUUGGGACUGUGCAAAGCAGAUAGAUAAUUUUUUUUGAGAAACCUCAGGUAUCCUGCUUUAAGUCGAUGACUCCUCUGGGAGACGGAGUAUGUUCUGCUGGGUGUACAAAUAUGUAUAUAGGGUCAUUUUUACUGAUAUUGAGAAACAGUGGAGCAUACAUGGCCAAGUGCUUCUGUAGAUAUUGUUAGUAGAGGUAAAUAUUUAAAAAAAACAAAUGGCCAUAACUGAGCAUUGCCUUGCCUCUAUUACAUGUACAUUUUGGAUAUAAGAGGAGAUUUAGAUUUCAUUAUUAAUAUUAUUUCUGCGGUCUUCCAUUUGAAGAAAAGUUGAUACCCCACUUAACAAAACAAAAUUAUAAUUCUUAAGUCCUGUAUGUACCUCAAGUAGUUUAACAGUUAUUUUUCAUUCAUAGUCAUGUUUCUUUAUAAACAACUUCUUUCUGGAGUUUGGUAGUGAAUAUGGUGCUCUCCAACUCAUAAUGGUAUACACACAUGGUGUCCUAUUCACAAAGAUUUGAAUUUGAGUCUUUUUAUGAAUAAGGUUUGAUAUUUGUAAAACUAGACUAGGCUUGUGCUUUUAAACUGGAAAAGCUGUUUUACCAACUGAUGGGUGAAAGCUUUGUGAGUAGGGCCCAGUUUCUGUGUAUUGCUAAACUAGCUUUCUUUGAAUAAAACGGAGAGCAAGUCCCUUAUUCAAAAAAAAUUAAGUCAGCCAAAACCAAUACAAUCUGAAGUGGAGGUAGCCAUUUCUAAGGCAUUUUAGGCCAUGUUCUGUAAUUAUUCUGAUACAUGGCAGUUUUAGAUUCUUAGUACAAUGAAAAUGUAUUUAAUUUGACAAUUAAACUUUCAAAUAGACUUUUUUUCUGCAAAUGUUGCUGUUGACAAUGGUGGUUUGAGUGUGUAAACAAAAGCUUAAAGCUCAGUUUGUGGGUGGUGGGGGGCUUUUCGUUCAUAUGAGAAAGAUGAUCCUUGUUCACAGCUGCAGCACUAGAUACAUUUCUGGUUUCUUGGGUUAUUUUUGUAUUUAUUUUAUUUUUUUGGCAGCACCAACAACAACAAAAAUAAAUAAAUAAUUAAAAUCACAGGGAAUGUACAUAUUGUAAGACCAGCAAUUGUGACUUUAAAUUUCUCUCUAAAAAAAGUUCAGUGUAUUUUUACAAUGCAUUCUCUUCAUUGCUAAUACGAUGCAAAGGGUUAUCAUGUUUCAGUUUCUACACCAUAUGUUUAAAUUCAUGAUUCUUCCAAGUCGGUACUAACCUUGCUUCUUACAACAUGUUAAUGUGUACUGUAGUACCACUUGCUAAAAAGAUGAAAUACUUCUUACGGAGUCUGAUGACUGAUUGCAGUCAUUUGUGCAAGCCAUUGGUCUGUAAAGUUGGGAGGCUGAUAGUGUUGCCCUGCCAAGGUUAAUUAAGUCCAGUUUUUGGAGUUGUUGGCAUGGCAAUUUUCAAUGCAUGGAAUAAAGGUUGUGUGCUUUGUAGCAUACUGCAUAUCUAGCGCAGCAGGGCGUGCACUUUUUUACAUCUUAAAGGCUAGGCUUCUCACCACCAUGGAGCAUCAGCAACUGUCACAGCUUUAAGGAUUUUGUCUAAACAGUUUAUUUUUUUAGUUUUAAAUUUUUUUUUUUUUUAUCAAUUUAAAGGAAAAAAAUUAGUAUACAGGAACAUUUUGUGAUACGGAAUUUGGCAUUUACUAAUUAUAUUCUCCCUUUUUUCUUUUUAUUAAGGUCCUUUUUUGUCAAAUCAGAAAAAUCUAUUUUAUUUGCAUGUUUUAAUUUUUAAUUGGAAGUCUAGGAAAAGAGUAGAAUCUUCUUUGCUAGCACCUGGCUUUCCUAGUGCCAGUCAGUUACAAUGAUUUGCUUGUCUAAAGAGACAGGUGGUCAAGAUGCUCCUUUCGCUUUACAAUUAGGGUUCAGUUUUAAUAGGAUUGUGAGCUUUCAAAAGGGUUUUCUUAGUUCUGUGGAGAGUAUUUGCCAGGUGCAGAAGGCUUGCCAUGCACUGUUUGCUGUAUGCCUAACAAGAAUGCAAAAGACAGAGUCGUGAAUUGUCAUUAUUGACAAUAUUUUAACACAUUUGGACCCUGUUUUUGCUUUGGCAGCCAUGUGCUAGUAUGUAAUCUCACAUAGCUUUAGUUAAGAAGACAUGCUGCACUGUAUUGGGUGGCGCAGUUUGGUCAGGUAAUCAUUUCUAUAUUUUUGGGUGGCACCUUAGGCACUAAAUAGUGCAACCUGUCUUUUUCUUUGUAUCUCAGUUUUUUUUUAGAAGUCUUGCAAAAAAAAAUGUUGAUCAUAUUGUCUUCAGGUUUUUAUUUUCAACGGCACGCAGCACAUUGCUGGAAGAUAGGAGACACUCUGUGCUCUUUUGGUUUUAUAUUUUAAUAACUUUUCUAAGGCAAGUUAUGUUUUUGCCCCCUUGUUAUGGAAAGGUUUGUUUCCCCUCCUACCUUCAGUGUCCAGCUCAGUGAAGGUGUGUGUGUGUUAACAGGUGCAUCAUGCCUGUGUGAUUGAAUGACCAAGCAUCUUCCUAGUUCGCACCUUCAGUAUCUCCCAGAUAAAGUGCCAUGCUUUCUUUUACCCCUCAGAUUUAUUUUUUUGUAAUGUAUUUUGCACCUUGUGGAGUCUGUCCAGUUGAGUUCUUAAUCUCUGUGUUGCACUUUGUAAGAGUUUCUUUGAUAUUUUAAAAACUUGGUACUUGAGGCCCUCAUUGUGUGUUGUUAUUUCUUACUGUUACUGCACUGUACCUUUGCAAAAAUGGCAAUAAAGUAGUGCGAUCAUCAGGAUAUAGUCUUCAACACAGGUAUAUUGUAGGGAUGCAUCAAUAAAGAUUUAAAGAAAUCCAAUAUUUUUCUAACUGUGUAAAGAGCAAGUAAUGCAGUAAAAUAUGGGCCUUUAUGAUGUUUAUUAUUAAUGAUGGGAUACUUAUUACAGAUGCUAAUUAAAAGUGUAAAUUUUGUUUUCUGUAACAUUGCUGACAGUUUAUAGUCCUGUAUAUAAUCCUUGCUUAUGUCAUUAAACACCAAGGUAUUGAACACCUUGUAAGCUUUCAAGUGAUUAUGAAAAAUAAAAUCUAAUGCAAAUUUA